Molecule: messenger RNA, 18642 nt
Organism: Porites lobata
Lineage: Eukaryota; Metazoa; Cnidaria; Anthozoa; Scleractinia; Poritidae
Source: the annotation of a GenBank genome assembly
AUGGGAGAAAGAAGACAGUUUACCUGGGAAGAACUGGUUUCUUUAAAUCAAAAACACAACGCACAUAUAGCUGUUCGCGGAAAGGUGAGAAAAAUAGGCACGAAUGAUUGAAUUGGCAAAUAUUGUUUCGCAGGGAGUAUUUGGGAGGUUUAGCUAACACGAAGACGACCGCAAUCAAAGAAUGACCAAACAGGGGCACCCAACGAAAAUAUAGUUCAAAACCACUCAAACAUAGCAUUGAUGAACGUAUUUUAGUAUUUAAACGGUAGAUAUAGGCAUAUUUUUAUCUCUAAAAAUUAUUCAUCUGUUCGGAUUUCCUAGCUGAGAGUCUAGUGAUCCGAAAAUUAUAGGAAAUCUCAAAUCGUCUUCCGAACAGAUAUUAUCCGAAAAUUGACGUUGGGUGCCCCUGACCAAAAGCUUUGGACUUGGUUUUAAUUAGGAGAGAUGAUGAAAACAACAGCACUGUUCACUCCAGCAAAAUUUGCAUUCAUGUGACCAAAUUGAGGAAAGCAAAUUCUUUUAAAAGAGAAGAGAAUCUCUUUCAUUUAACGGCCAUUGGCAUAUUAAUUUGUUUUUGUAUUUGGGGUUUGCAUUUCUACUGCGACGAGAAUCUAUUCUGAGUGGCUCACACCAACAUUUUUUUCAAGGCGUUCACGGGUAACUCGACCUCCUAAAAAUACAAUAUCUAGAACAGUUUUUAACAAAGAAAUUUAAUGAUCCUUAAUACUUGGCAAGUUUUAUGCAUCAUUUCCUAAACAUAUUGGCCCAAGGACUGAACGGUUGAUUUAACUUAGGCAUAGAGGGAUUAAGAUAGGAUAACAGCAAGCGUCGGUGCUUCAGUUGGAAUUUCUUAUUUAAUAAUGUAUUAUAAUUCAGGAAAUUGUACGCUUAAUAUGUAUUAUACAACAGACCAAAACCCGGGAGAAUGGUUUCAAAUGUCAAACAUCAUACGUACAUACUUACAUACGUGCGUACAUACAUCAUAAGGCACCUACAUGUAAUCAUAAGUACCAUUCAAUAGUACCUUUUCAAGUUGUUAUUGGCCUUUUCCUGCCCGCCCACAGAUAAUGGUUAGCUCAUGCGCAUGACAUACUGGCCCUUGGUUGACGGUUGAAUUUGCUGCACAUAACAACAACAUCAACAAAAACAACAUGAUCAACUUCAACUUCAACUUCAACUUUAUUUCAUAGGACUAUUGGUUACAAUAGACUGGCCCGCAAAAUAGCAAUUGCUAAUCUAGGCGGACCAGUUAAAAGAAAAAUAAAUUGAAAGGAAAAGAAAGGAAAGGAAAAAGGAAGGAAAACUACAAUUUUAAGUUACAAUAAAUAAUAUUCUAUCACAGUUUUAUUUUAAUUACAUUAAAUCUGAAAAAGCAAACAAACAAAUAUACUUUAAUACACAAAUCACUAAACUACUAAUCGAACUUUUUCAACUAUUAAGGGCGUUUCAAUAUAGUCAUCUUCUCUUUUUAAGAUAUCCGAAAGCAAUCUGUGAAGUACUUUCCUAAAUUUCUUUUUAGGAAGAUCUCUAAUAUGACAAGGCAUCUCAUUCCAAAGUAUUACACCAAAGCGAGACAAGGAGUUUUUGUGUAUUUCCAGCUUUGAGCUUUUGAAGUGAAAGUUACCUGAACUAGAUGAUCUUGUAUAUAAGUAUGAAUGAAUUGUUGAGGUUUUUUCAAAUAAAUUGAGCAGAUUUGUUGGCGAAUUGUUGUUGUUAAUAUCGUGCAUUAGAUUAGCCACAGUUUUAUAAUACAUAAAAGACACUGGUAAUAUGUCAGCGUCGAUAGAUAGAGGAACUGCGUGUUCACGUAUAUCCGUAAAAUACAUCAUGCGAAGCACUUUCUUCUGGAGAAUUAAAAUUUUAUUGAGAGACGUCUUGGAUGCCUGACCCCAGGCAGCAAGACCAUAGUUUAGGUGAGGGUGGAUUAAUCUUUGGUAAAUACAUAACAGUAUAUGACGGGGUAUGGAGUGCCGAAGUUUUGAAAUUAGUCCAACGGUUUUACUGAUUGUUGCCUUAAUGGCGUCAAUGUGAUAUUUCCAAGUAAGAUUUUUAUCAAUCAACACACCAAGAUAUUUAAUAUAAUUUUUGGACUCUAGAGUAACAUUUCCAUUUUUUUCGUUAUCGAACAUGUAGAGGCUCGGUUGGUAAGUGACUUUUUUUUGAUAAGGAUGAAAGAUUACAAAGUUAGUUUUUGUAGUAUUGAGAGUUAACUUAUUGGAUGUUAACCAUUCGUGGAGGUUUUGUAAUUCGAUAUUUACUAUAUUUUCUAGGGACUUUAAGUUUUUAUCGGCAUAAAAGAUAUUAGUAUCAUCUGCGAAGAGAUAAAACUUAAGUUUAUUCGAGCAUUGAUGUAUGUCAUUAACAUACGAUAAAAAAAGCAACGGGCCGAGCACAGAUCCUUGGGGAAUGCCAUAACUUACGUUGGCUUUGUUUGAAAUGUAUGGUCCGAUUUGGGUAGAUUGCAUCCGAUUAUUCAAAUACGAGGAGAACCAAUCAUUAAUAAUUCCACGAAAACCAUAGUGAUUAAGUUUGUCAAGCAAAAUGUUAUGAAAGAGGGCUAAAUUGCCUCUAAAAGCAAAGUAAGGCAGCUCUUUGAGUGUUGAUCUUUGAGCUUUUUCUUGGACCUUAUUUCUACGGCGUAACUUCAUUUUGAGCUAAUUUAAGCGAUAGAGCGAAGAAGGUUUUCAGAAUUACCCCGCUUAAUGCAACUCUAAUAUCUCAAAGUACUUAGCUUAUCGUGACUCCCUCAGUUCAUUUAAUUCGUCUAGGCUUGUUAGCUUUAUGACUGUUGAUGUUUCCGUUUUGCGCAGACAGACAGCUCCGUUUUUCGCCCAACAGAAUUUGAAGUUAUUGGCGUUCUUGUAUUUCUUGCUCUCGAAGAGAAGCUCCUGUAGUCGAGGAGUUAGAUGAUCAUACAAGUUAAUAUGACUGAUAUCAAAAUCGUCAGGGAAGCCUAACUGUGACGCCUCGAGGUUCUCCAAUCUCCUUCGCGCAGCCAUAACUUUUCCCUUUGCCAGUCUUCGAGUAAAUUUGCAAACGAUAGCAUUCGGCCUGUUCGAGGCAGAACGGUUCGGUAUCCGAUGAGCAAUAUCUAUGUCGUUAAGCGAAACAUCUUCAACUCCAAGAGCUUCAAACAGCCUAAGGAGUGUCGAUGGAUUUAGCAAUUCGGUCGCAGAGAAUGGAGAUUUCGGCGACUCUAGUAAACAGUUGUUUGAUUUGCUUCACCGCUUCGUCUUUGAAGGCGACAAGGUCGUCAUAUUUACUGGAGACGAAUUCAAGCGAAUGAGCACAUUCUGACGACAUUUUCUUCUCGGCGUCCGGCUUCGUUAGCCUGCGUGCAGACGAUAACUAAACUUCGAGUUUAAUUUCGUCUGCGCGCAGGCUAGGCUUCGUCAGCUCCGCUUUCUUUGACGAAAAUUCUUCGGAAAUUUUCUGGAGUUCUUCUUUCAAUUCAGCUAUCUCAUUUCGUAAAGAUUGAUUUUCCUUCCUCAGCUUUUCAUUCCCGGUCAUAAUUGGCAGAAGAAAGACUCAAAUUCUAAUCUUAGCUCGGAGAGCUCUUAAACACACGUCCGACCAGUACAAGCACCGCACCAGUCUCAUGAUCAUUUAUUUUACUGGAGGACUUAAAACUGUGAUCUAUUAAUAUAAAGCCCUUCAGCAAUCCAAGGCCGGGCGAACAAAAUAAAGAACGAACAUUACCGAAAUUGUUUGACAUGUUUGAUCGACACGCAAAAUAUUGUUGUUGAACCAACUCGGCUUACACUUCAAACAAAGACGCUGUUUGAUAUUUGUUGCCCACCGCAAGUAUAGCCUAGUGUAUGACUUGGCGAAAGCAAGAUAACAAUUAACGAUACCGCUAAGCGUGAAGUUAGCGCUCCUCUAAUGGCUAAAAUUAAAAAAAAAUUAAAAAGAGGAAGUAGAAAUUAUUUUUUGUUCAGAAGGAAUUCACGAAAAUAAUUUGCACAGCCGUAUGAAACUAACUUUAGCGGUUGAAUAACAACAAACAAAGAUGGAAAAGCAAAAGAACUGUAGAAUCAGCAUUAGCAAUAGCAAGGAACCAUUGGGAAGAGAUAUACCGGCAUGUCUGAUAUAUAUUUUCUUAAAUACCGUAUUUAUUCAUAUAAGCGCAGAACCUCGAAUUAGGGCCCACCUCGAAUAAGCGCCCAUCCUAAUGGCAGAAAAAGGUAAUAGGUGCCCAGCCUCGAAUAAGCGCCCACCACCACCCCACCCCCUUCCAACGAUGUCGGACAUUGAGAAGGCAGCACCAGAGAAUUCACUAAUUAUUGACGUGAGCGACAAUGAGAUGGAAAUUGACAUUGAACAAGUGCUAUUAAAUGGGAGACUUUGCCGACGACGGAUUUUUAUUCAGAGUAUUUUACUGAAACCUUGCUUGGUUACAUCUUCGCGUUUUCUUAUUUUCGUUUAUUGUGCAUGUUUUGUUGCAAAGUAAACAUACUAUAUUGCUGAAAAUGGUGAAAAUCUAAUAAGCACCCAGCCUUCGAUAAGCUCCCGCUCUCCAGGUCCAAAAAUUUUAAUAUAAAUUUUUUGGGACCUGGGCGCUUGGAAUAAAUACGGUAAGACCAUGUACUUUUCAAAGUGUAGGGAAAAGUCAGUAGAAGACCAAAAACAUUUUUCUUGCUGUUCCGCCGACGGAAUUCAUUUUACAGGGCACACUGACUUAUUAUUCUAAAUUUUACGUUCUUAUUGUUCCUUUAGGUUUAUGAUGUCAGCAAAUUUCUCACACAUCAUCCAGGCGGUUCAGAUGUCCUUCUCAUGGCGGCAGGAAAAGAAGUUACUAUCGUGUUUGAGACAUAUCAUGCCUUCAGUGACGUUGCCCCCAAGUAAGCUCUUGAAGUAACUCUAGGUUCUCUCUAUACAUACUUAUUCGUUCCAGACUGUUCUUGGACGUGUGUUCUCCUUAGUGCCCUGGCUUUAACAGUACUGUGUCAGCGAUACCCUUGAGUGAGGGGUCUCGGGUGUUUCUGCGAUUUUUUUAGGCUUGUCAUACACGAGUAGCUAUGAAGUCAGCGUAUUAGAAAACCCUUGUUAUCGCCCGGUCGCACCUGAAAACGAUAAUUCUUCGUAUUUCGAAGAUUCCACGUUCAGUCUGUUUUCGAAGACGAUUGUUUCCUUAACCCUCCUCAAAAGGGGGCGAAAAGGGAAGACGUAUAAAAAGGUAUACCGUAAAUGCUCGAAUUAGUGCCCGGGACGCUUAUUUAAUUUUCUAAUACGCGAGGGGCCGGGGGAGCUAAUUCGAAGGGGGACGCUUAUUUGAAGGGGGGCGCUUAUUUCGUUUAUCAAUUUUUAGCCUCAAAAUGACACUAUCUUUAUUUAGCAAGCUGGUUAUAGGUUGGACAUGUACCCAUUGAACUUUUCUUCCUCGUGUUUACAUUUCUACGAGCUCAUGAGGAUAAUCAGGUGGCAGUUGAAGUCACUGGAAGCAGGAAACUUGAAAAUGGCCUCGUAAUUCCAGGAACUUUUAAGGCAGUAACAAGGAGCCGGCGAUUGGGAGCAAAAGUGUACGAGGAACUUAAUAAAGUGAAGCAGCUAUUAUAUGUGCUUACAUGGAUAUUUCUAUCAAGGAAAUGAGAAGCAAACCUGUGCGACUUUGAAAGGACAUUGCUGUUUAUACUGUAUAACAACGUCACAUUUCAUUAAAAGAACAGUAUAGACCGUAUACUUCUCGCAUAUCGUACCGAGUACCGAAACUCAUUUUUUCUCGGGGGGAGGGGGGCGCUUAUUCCAAAUUUUGAGCCUUAGGAGGGGCGCUAAUUCGAAGCGGGGCGCUUAUUUGAAGCUGGGCGCUAAUUGGAGCAUUUACAGUAUGUGCAUUCAAGCAAAGACGCUUUUAGUCUGGACAAGAUAAAAACACCUCGGGCGAAAAAGCCUUUUCGACAAAUCAGAGGUGAAGGUUUUCAAAUUCCCGCCCAUGGCACUGACACGGCAAGGCCACUGCGAUGGGUUCUGAUUCGCUUACUGGUCCAAGCACUUUUUCGCCGACCAACAUUUUUCCGGUCUAAGGGCGGGAACAAUCAGGUCACGUUUUGAUUGGCUUUCUAGAUAGGGAAGAUAAGUUGCCGGUUGACGAGAAGAAUUACGACACCAGCCCUUAAGUUGAGAAUGAUGCCGACCAAAACCAACAGAAUUGUGUUCUCUUGCUAGAGCCAAAGUAAAUAAUUAGUGGGCAAUUAUACCUUUCGCCCAGUAAGCCCAGCAGAACUUCAAACCUAGCACAUGAAAAGCCUGCGAGAAGAGCAAGUUAAAAUUCAAAUUGUUUUGGGAUCACUAAAAAUGGUGUAAGUCAGAUGGUAUGUCCCCCAUACCCUUGACUGACAUGUUAAGGACAAAAAUUCAACAAUUAUUGUGAGAGGGACCCAGCCUUGAGUCAUUAUAACGAUCCAUAGUAUGGUAGGAAAGUUGAAGAACUGACACAUUUAAUUUUUCUUUCAACAGAACGUUACAAAAGUACUAUGUUGGUGAUCUUGUUACCAAUAAGUUUCCAACUUUCCCCGAACGUGGGUAAGCAGAACCGAGACAAAAAUAAGGAUGAAAGUAGUUUUAGCAAAUGUCAAAUGAAUGCUUGCAAAAUUGUGAACUUCCUCAUGGUUGACGAGACGAACUUCAAUUCUGAAGGUCGGGGCUCACUUUUUUUUGUUUUUCUAAGUAAAAUGCUAAAUUGAAGUUGAUUUAUUGGACAAAAAGCUUUUCUGCACAUUUAUCUCCACCAACGUGUAAUGCUCGGAUAGCCCUGUGUCCGAAUGACUAAUAUCCCUCCACGAUGCUUUGUGCGGUAGAACUCCAGCUACGAUCGCUCGAAAUGCACUUAAGAAGUUUUUUCUUUGGAAGUAGCUAUUUUUACAGUCAAAUCAGUUACUGGACAUCUCCCAAAAACGUACACAUAGAGUUAUUCCCGGCCUUCUUUAUAGUCAUUUCCUGACAUUGAAACACCGAAAUGAGUCGGGCACCUUGCGCUCGGUCCAAUCGAUGCUUUACAGAGAGCAGCUGGAUUAUCUACGUUAUUAGUUUAAAAACUGGAUCCAUUUAAACCAGCUGUAGUUAUAAUGUUUAAUUUUAUUAGGAGAUGUGUACUGCUCGGCACGUUCUAUAGGUUAAAAUGUGUUUAUUGCAGGGCCUUUUACAACACAAUGAGAGAGAAGGUAAAGAAUUAUUUCAGGGAAACAAAACAGGUAAGCUGCGUCAGGGGCUCCUGGCUGCGUAUAAAUCGAUCUAGAAAUAUUGAACAGCAUUUAUAACCAUAUCGACUUGUAUUCUACUAUUUACUAGGAUAGAGAGAGUAAUAUCCAAAGCGUGCGUGUUCCAUGAAGUGUACGAACAAGAGCAAUAAUUGUGCCGAGAAAGUCGCCUUUAUUUCGUCAACCCUGCCCUCCCCUGCCUUUUUUAUAUCAAGUCUCCCUACCCACACAGUCAAACAACCUGGUUGCCUAAAACCACAGCGCUCGCGCGCAUGCUCUGAUCGUCUAACCUUGAGCGAGUUGACCAGGCGAGCCAAAGUGGGUAUAUAUUGCUCGCCUAGCCGGGUCACCCUUUACGUAAACGGUUCGCCAAGUUUUGUAUGGAAACAUAAAAGACGUUGGCUCGCCCAGGGUCCGCUCAGAUAGGUGGUUGACCUUUUUACCUGGGCCAACUUUUCUCCAAAUAUACGGGGCUUUAGUUGAAGAGGCACUGCACGAAAAAUUGGGUUUACACCAAAUUUACUCAGUGCAAAUUUGGUGCAAAAAGUGCAAACUAAGGUUAAAUAAAGGGCAAAGAUGGUAAAUACCGCAAUUGCUUUAAAAUUUACACCCCAUGUAAACUGGCAAGCAAAUGCGGUAUUUACCAUCUAUGCUUUUAAUUUUCCCCUAGUUUGCACUUUUUUGCACCAUAUUUACACCGAGUAAAUUUGUGUAAGUCCAAUUUUUCGUGCAGUGAGGGUGCCUAUGGGGUUAACAGUUAACUGACAUUUGGCCAAAAAAAAACAGUAUUUAACUGAUAAUUGGCCAGAAAAAUUAGUAUAUAGUUAGCUGAGAAAUGAAAAAUUAACAGUUAAGUGACAUUCUAUUAAUACAAUCGUUGAUGUUAAUGAAAGCAACAAAGUUUUGCAAAAAGAAAUACUAUUUUCUGCCUUUUUUCUGUCCCGCUGAUCACCCAGGGCAGUACCCAGCAAACAUAGUAGUUAACUGAUAUUUGACAUAUUUGGCCGAAACAUUAGUAGUUAACUGAGAAUUGGGUACUCCCAUUAGCACCCUCGCUGAAGUAUUCUCUUUCAACAGGAUCCCAAAAGCUCACCAUGGAUGUGGUUAAGAUUCAUUAUUAUGCCAUCGAUAGCGGUUGCCAUGUAUCUUGCACAGGUUAGUUCAUUUCCCAGUCCCCAAAAGAGGCCUUCUUUUUAUGUUGCAACGUUUGCUUCUUUGUUUAUUUUGAAAAGAGGUUCCGUUCAAAGUCCGGAGAUAGUGUAAGGUAAAGGCUCAUACAGACGGUACAAAAUCUGACGCAAAAAUAUAUAUUGCUCACAGCAAAAUAAAAGUGUAACUAUGCGGAAGGGCUAUAUUAAGCUGUUAGUUUAGCCCAGAACACCAUGCGGGCGCGAAGAUACGUAAGCAUCGAAAAUAACCAAGUUAAAAUUUGCUAAGGAAAAAAGAAGAGUUAAAUGGAAACUCUAGCUUGCAAAAACAGCCGUUUCUCCUUGCUCGCCGCUAAGGACAUUUUGCCAAGUCCCUAGCUGAGAGGAGUAAGGAGAAAUAGAGAAUACUUCAUGGAAAGUGCUGGCGUACGGUAUUUACGCACGAGUUGUUGACGUAUCAGAAAUCGAACGAGUGAGCGCAGCGAACGAGUAAGAUUUCUGAUACAAAAACAACGAGUGCGUAAAUACCGUACAAAGCACUUUCCAUGUGGUAUUGUGUUUAUUAUAUACAUACUGAGUCAUUCAUCAUUUUGCAGGCCUUUUUAUUUUAAAUCUUUCAAAAAUGCUAAAAUUUGCCGCUACACACUUACCGCAAAAUGACAACGAAAACGAAGUAUCAGCUUUUUAGUAAAAACGUUUGUUAAAAACAUAAAUGACGGUGAGGAUAUGAGGUUUAAUCCAAGAACUAUAAGUAAUCUUAACUGUUUGUUCGCAAUGCACAAUUGAAAAUGAGUGAAUUUAAGUAAAAUGGCCGGUUUCAAUAUAAGCUUAAGCUUAAAUGAAAGGCAAAGUAGCUCCGACAAAAAGGACAACAAAAGCUUACGUCUCGUUCUGUUUAUCCCUUUCCGCUGUUGUUUCACCGGCUCUCUACCGUAUUUUUUUAUCGACAGUGAAACAAACGAAACUAUUCCACUCCAUUUCCGAAAUGUUUUUCACUUUUUUAGCGAGAAAAACUCCUUGAGUAAAACUUUUCUCGUUGAUAAAUGUGUGCGAAGCGGCGCUGCAAGCUGCAGUAAAAGGCGGGAAUUUUGGCGCGAAACUCCUACACCUCGGUGGCUUCUGAUUGGACGUAUCAUUUUUCUCACACGUGAAAAAACAUCGUUCGCGAUUCUGAUUGGACGUAUCGUUUUUUUCACGUGUGAAAACCAUCGUUCGCUCCUCUGAUUGGCUAUAACUAAUUUGCGUAGGAAAAUUUACGACAUAGCUUUUUGGUGAGUAUUUCUCAGUAUGUAUAUAAUAAAAGUGUGUAUUCGCAGGCUAUUGAAACUCAAACCAUAGGCUUUUAUCGAAAAAAAAAACAUCACUGUAGUCCUGCAUCGAAUGUUCCCGCUGGCUGUAUUUUUUUGUUGUUUUUGAAAUUUUGGUCCGAUCGGCUUCACUGAUGCAUGCAUGGUCGACAGCGCCACUUUUUUGCGUUUUUCACACGAAAAACCGUCGAAACUUGUUUGUUCUCAGUCCGAAAGAAAAAAAUUAUUACAAAUGGACAGACUUUUACCCUGGGGUGGGGGGUGCUCCCUUAUAUAAACUAUAUAGGUGUGUGCCGCCCCAUCGGGUAGGGUUUUUGCGCCGUUUUGGUCUGAAAACGGGUAUACACUUUGCCCAUUUUGGUCUGGAAUCGGGUUGGGUUUUCGAGGGAACUACGGGAGUGUAUGAACGUAUUUAUCGUUUCAAUUCCAAAUGAGUAAGAAAGAAAGAGAAAUAUGGGAAUUCGAAAUGGUUUGAAUAAUUUUCUUGUUAGCGCUCUUAUCUAAGUGAUGAUAACAUAACUUCUGCCUAAAGGCGCAGGUCUGAAAACGAGUAUUGGUUUUAGUAAGAGUUCUUGUUUGAAAUCAGGUGAAGAAAAUUACAUUUUUUGGUCUGAAAUCGGGUCAGGAUUUGAAGAACCGGGCGGCACACCCCCACCAAGAAUUCCCUGGAGUACCUCUCGGGGACUUUUAAAAAUAAAUUCGUGAAUUACUUCACUUUUUAAAUUCAUUGUAGUCUUCUUUUGUUCCAUUACUGUAUAGAUGUUCUGGUUGAUCGACAAUUUUUUUCUUUCCUGUGUUGCGGCCGCACUUAUGGGAUGGUUCUCGGCUCAAACAGCAAUGCACAAUGUUCACGAUGCAAGGUAAACUGCAAGUUAAUCUUUUCUUCUAUAAUCUUUUCUUCAAUGAUGAAGAUACUCGUUGAGAUUAAAUAAAUUAUGGUGCCGAGUUAAGAAAACCUAGAAUCAUGUUGCAUUUUGUAAGACCUUGUAAAAAAACUGUCACUUUUGGUAAUUAGUGAUUUUGACCCCCAAGGUAGAGGAAAAAAGCAAAGGAAAAACAACACAACGAAAUAAUCACACAGUUUGAAAUCUGCUUUGUAUUUUUGCUUAUCUUGUGGGGUAGGGGAGGGGGUGGGAGGAGGUUUACAGAAAGUAUGCAGUCUAUUUUUAGAUGUGUUGUUCUUUACUAUUGAAUCUAAUGUUUUUCAUCAGCCACUUUGCCGUGACAAGCAAUCCCAUUAUCUGGAGAGUGGUUGGUCAUAUUCAUGACUUCUUAAUAGGAGCGUCUUACCACGUUUGGGUUUAUCAGGUAAACUGUAUUGCUCGCGAUGGGCGCGGUUGCUUUACACAGCACCAAAACAAGAACUAAGCACAUAUACCACCAACCUCCACUGCUUGACCGUAUUACGCAUGCGCCAGCCUAAAAUGAUAAGAUGCGCAGUAACAGUAAGCUUUCACUCGGGUUUGGGCUCAUCAGCAGUGUCAUGAUCGGCAGGCCCCCGUACAAGGCAACGUGCAAAGCAUUUGAUUAAUCGCACACUCACCGCACACCAUGUGGUAGCUGUUGGCUGGGAACUGCAAAGCGAUUACAUAUACGCAAGAACGAUGCAAGCAUAAGCAAAAGCAGUGCGCACGCAUCGACCACAGACGCUAUAAUACACUGUAUUUCGUAAGUUACACAUUUUAUGAAAUACCUAUUACCUCGCCAAAAGCUGAAACCUACCUAACACAACAAUGAAUAUAAUAAAAUGUUGGUUAAUCGAAAAAUAAAAAGAAUUGCUAUUGUCGAAGUUUAACAGUAAAAUGUUUCAAACUUUUACGUACGGUCAAUAUAAGAUUUAGGCAUUUCGAAGUUUUUAUUUUUAGCACAUCUUUGGUCAUCAUCCUUACACCAACAUCGAUGGUUUUGAUCCUGAUAUCAGCACAGCCAAACAUGUGAGUGGUUUCCUUUAUUUUACAGUUAGGUAAUCGUCAGGGUAGUUUUACCAACAAAAAGAGAGUCCUUCCAAAAACUUGCACUUGGUGUUAGUCCCUGCCCUUGUUGAGUCUUUUUUACAGGCCCUAGUUGUUCGAAAUGUGGAUAGCGGUAUUCACUGGAUAAGUCACAAUCCAAAGGAUAGCUCUCUGGAUAGCAAUUUAUCGGGUGGAUAGUGCUAUCCAAGUUUUGAACAACCGGGGCCUGCUGUACAACUCUCUUAGACGUAAACAAAGUGGCGGUCUUAGCAGUGUCCCGACCUUUAAAAGAUUUGACGUCACUUUUUGUGCUUGGAUCGAUUGUUUAAUUCAGUGCUAGUAUCUUAGAAAUGUAUCCAUCGUUAAUAGUCUCUUUUAUUUCCUUGUUAUUUUUUUCACAUUACGCAGUCCCUUAAUGAUUUUCUACUUCUUGCAGAAGCCAGACAUGAGACGCAUUAAAUGGGAUCAAAAUUGGCUUCCUCGAUACUUUUACCAGCACAUCUACAUGCCACUGAUUUACUGCUUGGUAAGUACAUAUUUCUUAGCCUGUUCUAGGCGUUCAGAUUGUUGGGAUCGUGCAAAGAGCGUGUGAGCAGGAAAAACAGCGAAAGGGUGAGGUAGGGGGUGAAAGCAAAGGAACCAUCUUCUUUCCUUUCCAUCUCUUUCUCCUAAAUUGUUCCCGCUCUCUACUUCGUGCCGCACUCUAUUAUCGUAACGCCUGGAGCAGGCUAAACUUUGUUAAUAUCGCGCGUGCAACGAAGAAAAACCGGUACUGAAAGAGACAUACACAGUUGUAGGGACUGCCAACAGUGCAUUUUUGUGGCAUGAAACUGCUUUCAACUUUCGUUCGCAUGCCUCCCUUGUCAGUUGGCUUAUACAUUUCAACAAUAUGCCCUGCAUAUAAUGCAGCUAACCUGCCAUCAGGCGUCUUUUUGUUUUUCGGGGAAAGAGGAAAAGAAGAACGCGUCCUUUUCCCCUCGUAACCCAAACAAAAAGGGAAGAAGGGCCGCCUGAUCACAGGUUAAUGUGCAACUACAUGUGUUUUAAUUUUCCGCGCGAUUUUCCCUCACUCACCUAAGGAGUGAACGUUCUAUUUAUUUAUUUGCAUAAAUCUUUUGCUAGACUUUCUUAGAAGGCAUGGUCAAUUAGUUUUAUGAACUCAGUUUAAUCAAGUUGAUAUUUUUCCUUCAUUUUAAAUUUACAGCUAGGUUUGAAAACCAGGUCUCAGGAUAUUGCAACUCUGUUCAUUUACAAGAAAAAUAGUAAGUUCAAUUUAGAUAUUUGAUAACGGACUGGUUUUGGAAAAAUAAUUGAGAAUAAAAAUUAGCGAUAGCAAUGAAUGACGGUUUCGAUGACUCCAUGUCAUCAUUUUCAAGUUCGUGCAGCUCUCGGAAUUAAGGAGUACACGAAUUUGAAAGUGAUAUUGACAUGGAGUCAUCGAAACGUCAUUGCUAUCGCUAAUUUUUAUUCUCAAUUAGAUAUUUAAUGUGAAAUACUUUUUUCGGCAUUAAGUAGAAAUUUGACACGCAUUUACAGUAUAUACGAUUGACAAUGUGUAUCGUUUAUAUCCCACCCAACUUUACUAACUUUACAACUUGACAAAUUUACUCACACCUCACCCGUUACGUCAUAUCAGUACCAAACAUUUUCUCCACAUAUAAUUCUUAAAACAUUUUGUACGACUACAGCAGCCAACAAAUCACCCCAUACAAAGAGAAUCCAGAUUUCAAAAUCCUGGAAAUACUGCUCGUCGCGGUGUUUUCCUAGUGGAAUCUGAAAAACCGGGCUUUGAAAUCCGAAAUGCAGUCAAUGGAAUCGGGAAUCCACAGCGUGGGACGGUUUUAGAUUCCCUUUGUUGGACAAUACAAAGAUUGUUUUUUCCCAGUUCCAAAAACCCUCACUUUCAAAAUGAGGCCAAGUGCACAACCUUUAAUUUCUUGUGAAAAUGAGUUUAUUUGCAUGAAAUUGAAAAAUCAUUUCCAUAUCAAAGGCUGAGCACUUAACCUCGUUUUGAUACAGGGGCCUGGGGGAACUCGGAAAUGGCCUAUUGAUUUUGCUUCGAGACGGUAAUCGCAACUCUUGUUUUACGAACAAUAGAGAAACUUUCUUUAAUUCAGUUAUGAAAGAAAGAAAGAGAAAUCUGCGAAUUUGAAAUGUAUUUGAAGAAAUGUUUUGUUGGCAUUCGAAUACAUCUAAGGUAUUAUCAGCCUAUGCCAGGUCUGAAAACGGGUAUGGAUUUUAGAGGCCAGGUCUGAAGUUAAAUCGUUCUAUCAAGGUAAAUUAAAGACGCAUGUUAGUUCCGUUAGACGAAUUAAGUAUUACCUUUCAGAAGUGUAUUUCAUUAAUUUUAAGAUUUCCUUCAGGGAUUUAUCUUUACUUUUAGCGGUUAGUUUUACUGUUCUAGUUUGUUUUAUUAUAAUUGAUAUUCCACGGGCACGCGCACUUUUGUUGGUCUGAAAAAUUUACUGUGCGCACAAGGAAAUUUUUACUCCAAAUUGUACGCGGAAUCAAGUGAUUACCUAUACUUAUCUGUCAAUGUUCUUUCCAGGCACCAUAACUUUGAAUCUGCCCUCUACCUCUCACAUGGUGGUGUUUAUUACUGGCAAGCUCUUCUUUUUGUUUCAUAAAAUCUUGCUACCUGCGGUGUGGCUCGGGGUUUGGAAAAUGGUAAGCUAAGUCACUAUGGGUAGUAAAAAUAGUACUAACUAGUAAUACUAAUAGUAUACUACGAGCUGCAAAAACCCUCACGUUCAAAAUGAGGCCAAGUGCACAACCUUUCUUGUGGAAAGGAGUUUUAUUUGCAUGAGAAUGAAAAACCGUUUCCUUAUCAAAGGGUGAGAACUUAAUAUUUUUAUACAGAGGCCCGGGGGAACUCGCAAAUAACCUGUUCCAGGCUCCGGGAUAGUCGGAUCAGCUGAAUUGAGAAAGCGCGAACAGGAGGGGUUGUGGCCGCGCGAUUGUGGCUGAUCUGUAAGUAGAGAGUCACAUACCGGAUAAUUAUCAUAACAUAACAUAACUUUAUUAUUUAUAUAACGCAAAAUACAUUGGUAUAUGAUCUAAUGCGCUUUACAUUACAAUGAUUAUAAUACUACAGUGAAAUGGAUAAAAAAUUACAGCUUUUCUAAAUAGUUAAUAAAUGGAUACUAGAUAAAAAUAUUAUAUAUGCGUGCGAAAAAAAUUAUGUUAAAAUAUUAUAGGUUAUAAGCUAAAAGCUAAUUUAAAAUAAUGAGUUUUUAACCAUGCCAUAAAAGUUUUGACAAUGCCCAAAGCGCUCAACUCGUCUGGAAGGGCGUUCCACAGGGUCGGUGCGGCUGCAAAGAACGCCCUGUCUCCUGCUGUCUUGUUGGUCUUGUUGGGCAGAUCGAGCAGUAAGUGUUUUGUAUUUGAUCGCAGGUUAUAAUUUGACUGUGGCUUAAGUCUAAUUAAUUGAUGAAUAUAUGUGGGAGCACUACCAUGUAGAGCUUUGAAUGUGUAUACAACCAAUUUAAACAUUAUACGGUAUUUAACUGGUAGCCAAUGCAAGUCUUUCAUAACAGGAGAAAUGUGAUCAAAACGCGUGGUAUUGGAGAUGAGCCUUGCGGCAGCGUUUUGAACCCGUUGCAACUUGAUAAUAUAAGUGGCUGGUAAGCCGUACAGUAGACUGUUACAGUAGUCUAGGUAAUUGUUGAUACUAUGCCGGAUAGCUAAACUGUAAUGUCUUAACGCUGAUGCGGAUAACAAAAAAAGAAAUGUUAGGGGUUAGUAAGGUGAAUAUGAGCGGCAGUGAAAACGAAAAGUGAGCACCGGAACCCAAGCACCCGCGAGCUCUGAUAUUCUUUCCUUGGGAAUACAAGCUGCUUCUAACUUUCUCACGUUUCUCUUUUUUGAAUUAGAUUGUCCUUUUCAGUAUUUGCGAGAUGGUAGGAAGCUACUGGAUGGCCCUUACAUUCCAGGCCUCACAUGUUAUAAGCGAGGUUUGUUACGUUGAAAAGUGAUUACAAUGGAGCUUAUCUUGUGAUGGCCCUUCACUGAUAUUAAGAGUUAGAAAACUGCAUUAAAUUUUUCUUAAUAUAUUAUGCAAUAUUCUGUGAAAUCUAAGUGUACAGAAAGAGUUUCCGAGUUGCCCGAAAAUUGGGGAAAGGCUAGAUCUGGAAAGGCAAAGUAUUUUUAGCUACUCAAGGGCGGAGGCGGAAACUAAAAUGAAUUGUAUUUGGCUAAUUUCUAUUAUUAAAAACCUCUAUUAAGCGGACACCAGACUGAAUAGUAGUAUUGGAUUAAAUCCUUAAAAUACCGACUAUAGUCGAUUAAUAAAGAUAAAUCAAUACAUUUAGCUGUUAAUAAAUUGUAGAUAAGACCGAUAUCCGGCAGUAUGAUUGUCAUCAGCAAUCAAAUUUCACCUAAAAGUCUUGUAAAAGUAUAGCACAGCUUCCUUAACAACAUGGAUCCGAGCUUUAUUACAGUAAAGAGUAACAGUUGAAAAAUUAUCGUUAACAAACGUUGCGCAAUUUUUAGAAACCUCUAUUAAGCGGUCACUUUGGAGGUCCCGAAGGUGUCCUCUUAAUAGAGGUUUCGCUGUAUUUCUCUUAAUGAUAGAAACUGUUGAACUGAACAAAGUAAAGGCUGUCUAUCCGAUCAAUAUAACAGUCGUUGGAAUUGAUAUCGGCAAAUCAGGUGAAAACCUCCUUUAUCGCCCUUAGAGGCCACACCCAUUGCGCUCUUUUGCCAUCAAAACAGUUGGCGCAUUAAGAAUUUGAAUAACGAUCUACUGGCAUAAAGAUAAAAUCUUUAUCAAUUUGGCACACAGCUUUAAAUAAUUUUAAGAUGUUCUUAUAUACAUAUUAUCAUAUAAACCGGGAUGGCUUCGACGUUGCUGUCCCUACUAUUGUGCUGUAUGUGCCUGAGUAUGUAGUACUGAAGCCCCGUGCAAACAGACGCAACGUUGUUGGCCAACAACUCCCAACAUUGUUGGAUGUUACAUGUUGCGCCCGUUUGCACACCCUUUUUCCUGGUGUUGGAUGUUGUUGAGUGUUGUUGCGCAAAGUUUGAAACCGGUCAAACUUUUCAGCCAACAACUCCCAACAUUUCUUUUGUUCCGUGAUCGCCGAAGCGUAGCGAAACAAUGUUGGAUCCGUUUGCACAGCUCCUCCAACAUUGUUGGGCCACGCACGCUCAUUACGCAUGGAUUACAAAGACUUAUGGGUCGUAUUCUUCCCACGAUGCACUGCAGGUCCCCACAUAUUUGGGAAUUGUUGCAUCCGUUUGCACACCACUGCCAACACUCACGCAACAACUCCCAACAUUGUUGGCGCAACAAUGUUGGGAGUUGUUGCGCCCGUUUUCACGCAGCCUGAGAUCAAUCUAGUACAAUUUCUAUAUAAAUUUAUAACCUGUGGCUAUAGAAGAACGUCGCCUGACAAAUUUCUGGGUCAUUCGACAGACUGAUUCGAGGACCCAUAUUUUUUUCCAUGUUCAGGCCAUAAUAAACAUCACUUUUUUUCUCAUUCAGCCUGUCCAAUUUUUUUUCUUUUCUUAACUAACUUGUUCGGAGAAGUUAAUUUGAAGGAAUAAGAAGCCAGUCAGUUUUGUUCUUGUGAUUUUCCACAGGUUGACUGGCCGCUGCCUGAUGAGAAUGGCAACAUCAACCGUGAUUGGUGAGCAUAACAUUUCCGUACAAAAGUCUUUUUGCGCACUAAAUCAACUUAUGACCAUGAUUCGCAGGUUUUUUCACGAAGAGUAUUCUUGUGUGUUUCUUUUUUUGUUUCAGGGCAGAGCUUCAGAUUGAGACGACCCAGGACUAUGCGACAGACAGUUGGUUCUUGAAUGUUUUUACAGGUUCGUUUAGUGAGCAGGACAUGCCCACAGGACUUUUCACAUUUGUUUUUAUCACGUCAAGCUCUUCCAAAAUCAUUUCUUUGUUUUGCCAUAAAUCGAAAUUGAAAUUUUGCUGUCAAUCUUUUGACGUCAUUUUCCCGCCAAAAACUGUUAAAAUCGAAAACAAAAAAAAUAGGAUUUUUUGGAAUACAAAGUUCUACCAUCCUACAAAGUUUGAGUUCAAACGAAUAAAAUAUGAAAACAUAGUUCCUUCCGUGACACAACAACAAUUCAGGUCGAAGGACACAAUCAGCUAUGUUGCAUGGAAGUUUCGCGGUGACGUGAAGCGAAGUAAAGCUCGCUUGUUGUACGCAAUUUAAAGGGGCAUGUAACAGCGGCAAAAAAUGCGUUUGCGUGACAUAAUUACGUGCGGUGCACAAACUGAGGCAUUUAACGGGGACAAAAUCACGAGCAGUGUACACACAAGGACAAACUACUCAAACAAACGGGGGACAAACUAGCCACGCGCAAAGAAUUCUGGGUGAUGUGCCUGAUUUCUCGAUUGCAUACAGAAGUGGUUCAAUGCCCCUUGCAUUUUUUCCCCGCGACAUUUAAUUUUUCCAAGCUGAACUGAACGGGGUUACAUGUGGCAAUGUCUCCCUAGAGUUUAUGUCGCAUGUAAUCUUUUAAAUAAAAUUGUACGCAAGGAGACCGCGCUGUGUCGCAAACCUUAAAGGGUAACGGAAUUCCUAUUUUACUAAUUCUUAUUUAAUUUCUGAAUUCUGACUGCUCUGCCCUUUUGAGUUAGACUCACACCAAUUGAUCGUGUUGUAAUAACAGUAAGAUCAAACAGAAAAGUCAUACAGUCAUUUGGAGUCCGUUUUUGAGAGAUGUCCUCCUUUUAGAGAAUCUUAAUAGACUGAAGAUGAAAAAAGAACAGCAAAAACCAACUCUAGCCGUCCAUUUUGGGAGGAUUCCGUCCUAUUGAUGGGACCAUUAAGAGAUAAUUGGCUGCGUGAAAAUAUUGAUGUGUGCCGAUCUCUUUUUUUUUCUAGGAGCUCUCAACCACCAGACAGCUCAUCACCUGUUUCCUAAUGUGUGCCAGAUUCACUAUCCAGCGAUAACUCCCAUCUUGCGUGAAACGUGCAAGGAGUUUGGUAUCAGAUAUCACUACAAGGACACGUUAUUCCAGGCCCUUGGCUGUCACGUAUCACAUCUCAAAAGACUGGGCCAGCAACAGGGGGAAACCUGA